Messenger RNA from Balaenoptera ricei (Rice's whale), 852 nucleotides. It is a transcript of the gene FHL5, whose product is annotated as four and a half LIM domains 5. The transcript is spliced from 5 exons. Gene Ontology annotation, cellular component: Z disc; nucleus. Gene Ontology annotation, biological process: positive regulation of transcription by RNA polymerase II. The coding region runs from base 1 to 852 and encodes 283 amino acids. The record is from RefSeq and is a predicted model, not a curated record. Lineage: Eukaryota; Metazoa; Chordata; Mammalia; Artiodactyla; Balaenopteridae. Gene Ontology annotation, molecular function: transcription coactivator activity.
AUGACAACUGCUCAAUUUGAUUGUCAAUACUGCAUGGCAUCACUUCUUGGGAAGUAUGUACUAAAGGAUGAUAAUCCAUACUGUGUUACUUGUUAUGAUCGUAUCUUUUCUAACUAUUGUGAGGAGUGCAAAGAACCGAUCAAAUCAGAUUCCAAGGAUCUUUGUUACAAAGGCCAUCACUGGCAUGAAGGAUGCUUCAAUUGCGCCAAAUGCAAUCAGUCUUUGGCGGAAAAGCCUUUUGCUGCCAAGGAUGAGUGCCAGCUGUGCUCCGAGUACUAUUCUAAUGAGUGCUCCUCCAAGUGCUUCCAUUGUAAGAAGACCAUCAUGCCUGGUUCCCGAAAAAUGGAAUUUAAGGGAAACUACUGGCAUGAAACCUGCUUUGCGUGCAAGCAUUGCCAACAGCCAAUAGGAACUAAACCUUUGAUUUCCAUAGAGAGUGGCAAUUAUUGUGUGCCGUGUUUUGAGAUGGAGUUUGCUCACUACUGCAGCUUUUGUAAGAAGGUGAUUACUUCAGGUGGGAUAAUGUUUUGUGGCCAGCCAUGGCAUAAAGAGUGCUUUCUGUGCCGUGGCUGUAGGAAAGAGCUCUGUGAAGAAGAGUUUAUGUCCAGAGAUGAUUAUCCAUUCUGCUUGGACUGCUACAACCAUCUUUAUGCCAAAAAGUGUGCCACCUGCACCAAGCCUAUUACUGGUUUCAGAGGUGCCAAGUUUAUCUGCUUUCAAGACCGCCAGUGGCACAGCGAAUGCUUUAACUGUGAGAAGUGCUCAGUCUCCUUGGUGGGGGAAGGCUUCCUGACUCACAACAAGGAAAUCUUCUGCCACAAAUGUGGCUCUGGGGUGGACACUGACAUGUAG